Messenger RNA from Penaeus chinensis, 2530 nucleotides. Its product is annotated as hemocyanin D chain-like. The record is from RefSeq and is a predicted model, not a curated record. NCBI's taxonomy places the organism in Eukaryota, Metazoa, Arthropoda, Malacostraca, Decapoda, Penaeidae. Gene Ontology annotation, molecular function: oxidoreductase activity.
GAAUGCCCUCACAGCUCUGUUCGACACUUCACAGAGCUGACAAUGAAAUGUUUAAUAUUAAUGCUACUACUGGUGAUACUGGUGCUGGUCUUCCAGACCAGUGCUACCUCCUUUGGCCCUGAAAAUGUGGGUUCGCGGUACGGACAACGUCCAAAGGAUUUGAUAUUGAGUGCCUUCUACCUGCCUUACGAAAGCACGACCAUCUUGGCUGAUCGCUUCGACAUCAUAUUGCCUCCCCUGGUCGAGGAUUCUGAGACGGGCAUCUUGACCACCGAGAUUUACUAUGAACUGAAGAUGAAACUUGUUCGAACUCUAGCUAUACCCCAAGAUAUCCCGUACUUUGCGUUCAAAAGCGAACACGCCCUGGCAGUCAAGGAGCUUAGCAAUGUGUUCCUCGAGGCGAGAGACAUUCGUGAACUAUUCAGUAUUGCCAUCCUGAUUCGCGACCAUGUAAACCGCCCUAUCUACUUGGCCGCUCUAUACCAUACCUUCUUUGAAAGAAAGGACCUGAGCCCUGGUGACUUGCCCCCGUUGGAAACUCUAUUGCCAGACAGGUUCGUCCCUGCAGUUGUCAUCAACAAGGCGAAACAGCUUGCUAAAUUAGCGAUACUCCAUAAGGAAAAGAAAGAGGUCACCGUCUACUGGCACGUCAACGAGACUGGCAUUGGCCCAAGAAGCCCAGAGCAUAGGGUGGCAUACUGGCGCGAAGACAUGCACCUCAACAACUUCCACUGGCACUGGCACCUUUCGAACCCUUACAGCGUCAGACCCGGAGCGAGAGACCGUCGUGGUGAACUUUUCUACUACAUGCAUCACAAUCUGGUUGCGAGAUACAACAUGGAACGUCUUAGUGUCAACCUUGAACCGGUCGUCCCCUAUGACACCUGGCAUCUGCCUAUUGACGACGGAUAUUUCCCCCACAUCACCACAGGCAAUGGGUAUGACUGGGCAGACAGACAGGACAAAACCUUCUUUAGGGAUGUUCGAGAAAUACCUCUGAACCAGUCCAGCUACGUAUCACAGCUAGAGAUGUGGCGAACUCACCUGUACCACUCUAUCGACGUUGGAUUCAUGGUCAAAGAGAACGGCUCUCAUGUGCGCCUCACGGACAAUCCGAGGAUAGGCGAAGAUUUCGGCAUAAACCUGCUCGGCGAAUCGGUGGAGGCGGGCGCGAGCGUCAACCCCGCUCUGUAUGGCAACCUCCACAACCUAGGUCACGAUUUGAUCAGUCAGAGUCAUGACCCUGCCAAAAGACACAAUACACAGAUAGGCGUAAUGGGAGCCGUAGAAACCGCCGUAAGGGAUCCAGCCUUUUUCCGUUGGCACAAAUUCAUAGACAAUUUGUUCCUCAGGUACAAGAUGACGCAACCUCCUUACACAGCAAGACAGCUGGCUGGAGAUUUGGAGGUGGUAGACGUUCGUGUCAUGGAAGAGAAAGUGCUAGACAAUUAUGCCCCGACACCGGAUCAUCUCGUCACUUUCUUCGCUCCCUCGGCAUUUGAUUCUUCGCGAGGAAUUGACUUCAACAGGAAACCAGAGGACGACGUCACUGUUCUCAUCGUGACAGAUGUUCUCGACCAUCUGGAAUUCUCUUAUAAGAUCCGGAUCCAUAAUCCGACGUCAGAGUUCAAGCGCUCGAAGAUCCGGAUUUUCCUCGCGCCAAAAUUCGACGAGGACGGAGAGAGGCUGGACUUUGCUGCGCUGACACACUACUGGACGGAAAUGGACGUUUUUGAAACACAGGAGAUUAUGCCUGGUACUGAUUACAUCUACAGACGCUCCAAUGAAAGUAGCAUCCUCUCAACAUAUCAUGGAGAUAAUAAUAUCACUAAGUUCGCUUUCUCCGGCUGCAGCUGGCCUCGGAAUCUCCAGCUGCCUCGAGGUACUCCAGAUGGCAUGAUUUUCCACCUCUUCGUGAUGGCUUCCAACAUUGAUGAUCCUUCAGAGAUCCCCGACCCCCAGCCCAACGGGACCUCUGGGAGUUUCUGCGGACGCCCUGACGAGAAAUACCCCGACAAGUGGCCUAUGGGGUACCCUCUGGACAGGAGGAGUUCCCACCAGACGAUCGAAUCCUUCGUGGCCGAGCAUCCCAACAUGAUGCUGAAGGAUAUCGUUAUUAAACAUGUUAGGGACCGUGAUAGCAUUGGGCGCCAGCCGCAGAAGGAGAGUAGCGAUUGCCUGCUCUUCACUUGCUAGGGGGCCUUUGCUUGCUCGCUCUCUCUCUCUCUCUUGUUCUCUCUCUCUCUCUCUCUCUCUCUCUCUCUCUCUCUCUCUCUCUCUCUCUCUCUCUCUCUCUCUCUCUCUCUCUCUCUCUCUCUCUCUCUCCCUUUCUCCUUUAUUCCCUCUUUCUCUCUCUCGCCCCCUUCGCUCGUUCCCCGAUCUUUUCUUGACCUCUACAAACAUUCUACAUCGAGUCACGGUGCCACUCGGACGCUGGCUCCUCCCGGGGGCCACCCGCUUUGCCGGGUCAACUUCCGCUCUGCACGACGACUCUUAUUAAUCGUAACUUCAAUAAAGACUGCAACCAGAA